AGGAGCCUGUUUCUCUACUUCUAGCUCCUUUGCCUCUCUCUCUCAGGUGACUGCUUUGCUUCUUCCCUUACCUACCAAGGAUGCCGAGAAAAGGGAUUAGAAGACUCCUCCCCUCCCACUUCUCUUUCCAUCAUCAUGAUGGCCGAUCCCCUGCUCCGCCUUCUCCUCACCAGCAGCAGCAGAGCUCCUCCGCCACCAUGAUGGAGGAGAAGGUGACGGCCGUGGAGGCCAUCAUCACCAAGUGGGACCCGGACGCCGCCUCCUUCGCCAAGAUCACCUCCCUCUUCUACGAGGACCGCGCCGAGGCCCACCGCUUUCUCCUUGCCGUCUCCGACCUCCAGCGCGCCAUGCUCGAUUUCGUCUCUGACAAGGGGAACCUGGUGUCGGGAUCCGACACGCUGGUCCUCGCCCAGAAUCUGAUGCAAGCCGCCAUGCGCCGCCUCGAGAAAGAGUUCUACCAGAUCCUCUCCGCCAACCGCGACCGCCUCGACCCGGAGUCCGUCUCCGCCCGGUCGUCGGGCUCCAGCGUCUCCGACGCCGAAGACGAUGCCGGUGGGUCACCGGAGGAUGACAUCCGUGCCGCCGGGGAGUCCAUCGGCGAGGUCGAGCUUGCCGCCGCUGUUGCCAUGGCUGACCUCCACGCAAUCGCUGAGACCAUGAUCUCGGCCGGGUACGGGAAGGAAUGCUUCCGGAUCUACAAGAUCCUCCGCAAGUCCAUCAUCGACGAGUGCCUCUACCGCCUUGGUUUCGAGAAGCUUCGCCCGUCCCAAAUCCAGAAGCUGGACUGGGAGUCGCUCGACUCAAAAAUCCGAACUUGGCUCGGUGCGUCUCGGGUCGCCGUGAAGACGCUCUUCUCGGGCGAGCGGAUACUCUUGGACCACGUCUUCUCCGGGUCCGAUUCCAUCCGGGAGGCAUGCUUCGCGGACAUCGCUAGAGACGCCGCCGUCCAAUUCCUCAGCUUUCCCGAAUUGAUGGCAAAAUCGAAGCGGUCGCCGGAGAAGAUGUUCCGGAUAUUGGAGCUCUACGAUGCAAUCGCCGAGCUCUGGCUGGAGAUCGAGCCCGUCUUUUCUUUUGAAUCCACCGCGGCGGUUCCAACUCAGGCGCUGAAUUCGCUUGUCAAACUCGGCGAAGCGGCCCGGGCCACCAUCGCCGACUUCGAGGCGGCCAUGCAGAAGGACACCUCCAAAUCGCCGAUCCCCGGUGGUGGGAUCCAUCCGUUGACCCGCCAUUCUAUGGACUUCGUCGCCUUGCUUGCUGACUACGACGCCGCUUUGGCGGACAUCUUCGCCGACUCCUCUGUUCACGUGCCGUCCGCGCUUCCGGAAAUUUUCUUGGACACGUCGCAGGCGUCGGCACCGCCGUCGCCGGCUCCCUCCUCCGCCGCCUCCACCUUCAAUUACGAGGAGAACCCUGGGUAUCCGGUCGCCGUUCGGCUCGCACGGCUUAUUCUUGUACUCCUCUGCAAGCUUAACGACAAGGCAGAGCUCUACCGGGAGGUGUCGCUAUCCUAUCUCUUCCUCGCUAACAAUCUUCAGUAUAUAGUGAACAAGGUUCGGGGGAGAUUUGAUUUUUGA
Messenger RNA from Elaeis guineensis (African oil palm), 1574 nucleotides. Lineage: Eukaryota; Viridiplantae; Streptophyta; Magnoliopsida; Arecales; Arecaceae. The record is from RefSeq and is a predicted model, not a curated record.